AUGUCUCUAUUUGGUAUUGACGAGUUGGGCAUCGACAGAAGAGCAACCUUCUCCGCAGCUGGCUACGCGGCGGCACGGCCAACGUAUCCCGCAAGCCUGUUCCGGACCGUGCUGUCGUACCACCAUGCGCAGUCCGACCAGGGCACGCUGCUCGACCUGGGCUGCGGCCACGGCCUCAUCGCGCGGGAGAUGAGCCCGCACUUUGCCAAAGUCGUCGGCCUCGACACGAGCGCCGGCAUGGUGAAGCAGGCCGCGUCGACCACCGACGACCCCAAGGUGUCCUUCCGCCAGGGCGGCGCCGAGGACCUCUCGUUCCUGGCCGACCGCUCCGUCGACAUGGUCGUGGCCGGCCAGUCGGCGCACUGGUUCGACUACGCCCGCGCCUGGCCGGAGCUGGCCCGCGUCGUCAAGCCGGGCGGCUCGCUCGCCUUCUGGGGCUACAAGGACAACGUCCUCGUCGGGCACCCGCGCGCCAACCGCAUCUUCGACCGCUUCUGCUACGCCGAGGGCGCCGACGUCGCGGCGCCGGGCGUCGAGGGCAUGAACGCCUACUGGGAGCAGCCCGGCCGCAACAAGGUCCGCAACCUCCUCCGUGAGGUGACGCCGCCGGCCGCCGAGUGGCGCGACGUGCGCCGGGUGCUGUGCGACGUCGGGAGCGAGGUCUCGGCCGAGGAGCUGCCGGACGCGGAGACGGCGUGGAUGCGGAAGCGCAUCAACCUCGGCCAGCUCGAGGCAUAUGUCCGCACGUUUAGCGCAUUUCAGGGCUGGAAGGACGCGCACCCGGAGGCGCGGAGCAGGGCCGACGGCGGGGACGGCGACCUGGCGGACGUGCUGAUGGAUCGCAUCGUCGAGUCGGAACCGUGGUGGAGCGCCAUGGGCGACGCGUGGAGGGACGCCGAGGUCGAGACGGUCUGGGGCACGUAUAUACUCAUGGCGAAGAGGCGAUGA
Messenger RNA from Purpureocillium lilacinum, 948 nucleotides. RefSeq lists its product as uncharacterized. The record is from RefSeq and is a predicted model, not a curated record. Gene Ontology annotation, molecular function: S-adenosylmethionine-dependent methyltransferase activity. Lineage: Eukaryota; Fungi; Ascomycota; Sordariomycetes; Hypocreales; Ophiocordycipitaceae.